AUGCCUGGCAGGCCACUGCUCUUCGACUUACAGAGCCGAAAUAGCCCGAUAUGUCGAACGUGCCUGCUUGCCAUUCGGCAAAAGAUAGUGCCGCCGAGAGUUGCUGCGUACAGCUCACAAGCUCCCCCAAAGACCGAGGCAAAGCAGCCUUCUCGAAAUCAUGCUUCGAUUUCGAGACGUCCCACCAAGUCUGAGCUGGGGCAAUACCUCCAGGGCAUCAAAGAUUUGCAACAACAGUCAAGAAACAACGAAGACAGCCAAGGAUUCUCGGUACGGUUCUUCGAACAAGACGGGCAUAAGCGAAGCGAGGUACCAAACGGCGAGGCGUUCGAUGACUCCGUGGGAAAAUUAGACGGUUCCGAAUUGAAGGAGGCCCUCCGAGAUAUACAAGCCAGUUUGGGGUCAAAGGAAGAAAAGGAUGCAUUUCAAGCUGUGCUGCGUGAGAUUGGCGGCGACGUGAGUAGCGUCGAAUCUGCUAGGGAUUUGGAAAAGAUGAUGGAAAGGAUGGAGGCAUAUACGAAAUCAAUCGACGCCGAAAUUGAGAGUGCAGGCUCCAACUUGCCGAAAGAAGUACUAGAGGAGCUACAAAGGGACUUGAGGAAUCUGCCCCUGAGCGAUCAUGACUGGAGACCUCGGGUCGCCCUACCUCAAAUCUCCGAGAAGCCCUGGACACCAAAUCAACGCAAAAAGAUUAGCAGGCUCAACGUGAUUCUAGCACGAGCUUUUCGAGAAUCCCGUCGCGAAAAUGGGCUCACCAAGAACACCGUAUCAGCAGUGUACAAGGCCUAUCACGCGGCGAGAAUCACACUAGCUCGUAGUUGGGGCCAUGUUCCUAUCAACGUGUGGGACUUGCUUUGGACAGUCCUUUCUGCCGACGAAUCCAUCAACAUUCACCGAUUAGCUCACGUCUCGUUACUCGCGAGAGACAUGAGCGAGGCCAGAGUGACACUCAGCCCGUCGCAGCAACUCGUCACAAUUGAGGCAGUCUUUGUCGACGGCUGGGAAGCAAAGGCGAUUGAAAAUUGGAAACGUUGUGUCAGCACUCUCGGAGACGAAAAGGCCGAAACAUUCCAAGACUACUGGGAACUCGGUGUCCGGAUAUUCUGUCGGGCUGGUGAUUUGGAUCAGGCCGAGCGGGCUGCCAACAUACUGUUGAGCAAGCGCAUGGAUCCACGCAUAUUAUUGCCUCUUAUUCGAACAUGGUCUGAACAAGCAACUCCGAAAAGCCAAGAGCAGGCGUGGACUGCGUAUCGAAGGAUGCGAGAGUUGCUAGACAAGGAAAUGAGGCUAUCCGACUACGAUCAGGUUAUAUCAUACUUUUUAACAACAAAUCAGACCGAAAAUGCCCUGUUCGCAUUCGUCGACAUGAUGAGCGACGGAGAGAUCGACCUGAAGAAGCAAAAGUACAUGCCGUCGGUCGUGGCCAAUAAGUUCUUCUUGGGCAAAUGGCUCAAACGGCUGAUUGGCGCUGGAGAUCUCAACGGGGCUUUCAGCGUCGUGGAGUUUAUGCGCAAAAAGGGUGUGGCCGCGUCUCCCAUUCAUCUCAAUGGUCUCAUUGGUGCAUGGCAGAGAUCCGGGGGUGCAACUGAUCUAGAAAACGCAGACAGACUUGCGUGGGAAAUGAUUGAAUCUCGUAUCCGUUUCGUCAAGUCGCGGGCUGCGUCACCGGCCGGACCAGAGCCAAUUGCCUCCUGGCCGCGAGCAACGCUCGAAACCUUUUCUCUCAUGGCAGAGAACUACCGUCUGCGUGAAGUACACGCCCGCAUGGAAUCCCUCUGGGACGCCUUUCGCGAGUCGGAAAUCAGCCCAGACGCCUUCAUGAUGAAUCAGCUCCUCGAAUCAUACCUCCAGGCAGGUCAGCCCAAAGACGCACUUGAGCUGUACCGCUCCCUCGUCACGCAACGCGGCAUCUCCCCCGAUCCCUAUACAUUCAGCGCCCUGUGGAAAACUCUCCCCAUAAACAGGCUCCACGUCAUCUCUCCGUCUUCGCUGCCGGCAGAAAUCAUAUCCACGCGGCAACUAUUUUCCGAAACUGUCGGGUUCAAAUCCGUUUUCGAACCAGACGGCAUGGACGGCCAGCUCGCGCGUAAAAUUCUCCAUACGUUUCGCCGACUCAAAGACAACGCAGGCUUCCUUGUGGCGCUCGCCGCCCUGAAACAAGUAUUCAAAUUCUCACCCCCAGAGACGCUAGUCGUGGAACUUGUGCUUGGCACGACAAAACUAUCGUGGGAUAGUGCGUCGCAGAGAAAGCGUCUUAUUCUGGUCAAGAGGACACUGGAUAACGAGUUAUUGGCGUGGGCGGAAGGGGAUGUGAGCAAGCUGGAGGGCGAAAGAAGAGGGGAUGCCCUGUAUGAGUAUUUGCAAAGAAAGUUCUGGUUCGAGGGGACGGAUAAGCAGAGGAGAGAGGUUCUGAUGGAUGCGGCGGGGGAGAUGGGUAGUUUAGAUGUGUUGGCGCCCAAGUCGUGA
This is a messenger RNA of Metarhizium brunneum ARSEF 3297, 2466 nucleotides long. RefSeq lists its product as uncharacterized. NCBI's taxonomy places the organism in Eukaryota, Fungi, Ascomycota, Sordariomycetes, Hypocreales, Clavicipitaceae. The record is from RefSeq and is a predicted model, not a curated record. Gene Ontology annotation, molecular function: protein binding.